Molecule: messenger RNA, 1362 nt
Organism: Anastrepha obliqua
Lineage: Eukaryota; Metazoa; Arthropoda; Insecta; Diptera; Tephritidae
Product: lipase 3-like
Exons: 4
Coding region: 165-1196 (343 amino acids)
Biological process (GO): lipid metabolic process
Source: RefSeq, a predicted model, not a curated record
AAUAUGUAGAAUUUCCAUCACGUGAAUGUGUGCGCUGGCUAUAAUCUUAAUAAUUGCGGAUUUAUGACUAUCUGAUAAUCAAUGUAUCAAAACAAUGUGGGGGCGCUAAUUUAUUUCACAACCAACGUUUACCGAAUUAGUCGCAUUUUUCACAAAUAGUGGUAAUGUUGCAGUCAACGUUCGUUUUAAGUGUGUCGAUCGCGCUUUGCAGCGCUUUGGAUUUGCAUCACGUAGAUUCCUACAUUGAUAUACCUUUUAAGCCUAUCAAAACAUCGGCCGACCGCAUUCGUGAGCAUGGCUAUCCCGCUGAGUCGCAUUAUGUGUCGACUAGCGAUGGCUACAUACUCAACCUCUUUCGCAUACCCCAUUCGCCACAUCUGCGUACUCAGAAUGCAAGUAAACCUGUCGUCUUCAUACAACACGGACUCUUCGGCUGUUCCGAUUGCUUCUUGCUUAACGGUCCAGAUAAUGCCAUCGCCUACAAUUUCGCCGAUGCUGGUUUCGAUGUUUGGCUAGGUAAUGCGCGCGGCAACAUUUAUUCACGCAAUCACUCAGCGCUGUCAACCCAACAUCCGAACUUUUGGAAGUUCAGUUGGCACGAGAUCGGCACCAUCGAUAUGCCCGAAUCGAUCGAUUAUGUGCUCGAACGGACGGGUGAAAGUGCUUUACAUUAUGUUGGACAUUCACAAGGUGGCACAGUCUAUUUUGUUAUGCUCUCAUCGCGUCCGGAAUACAAUGUAAAGAUAAAAACUGGACACACCUUGGCACCUGCCGUAUUUAUGGGUAAUGCAACAGAUGGCAUCGUGGAAGGUCUCGCACCAUAUGUGGGCACUCCUGGUCCAGGUACAAAUCUGUUAGAUAAUCAACCGUUUUUACCGUAUAAUACCUAUGUGCAACGUUUGUUAAAUGCUGCCUGUGGUGGCAAACCGGCUUAUCCGAAAUAUUGUCAAACACUCUUUUUAAUGUGGGCUGGGAAUGAGCAGUCAAAUAUCAAUGCGACGCUGCUGCCUCUAUUGGCGGAAACGCAUCCGGCUGGCAUUUCUACUAACCAAGCUAUUCAUUUUAUUCAACUCAAAGUAUCGAACAAAUUCCGUCAAUAUGACUUCGGUACCAAAAAUAAUCGAAAGCAAUAUAACCAAACCGAACCGCCAGAGUAUCCCUUGGAGAAGAUCACCGCCAAUACAUACAUAUACUGAGGCUUGAGUGAUAGUUCUGUCAAAGUGAAUGAUAUGAAGCGUCUACCUCCUUAUCUUUCCAAUUUGCGACUAUUCUACGAAAUGCCUGACCCAAAAUGGGGGCAUUUGGAUUUUAUUUUCGCUCAACAGGUAAAGGCGGAAAUCAAUGAUCCUUUGAUACAGUAUU